Messenger RNA from Xiphophorus couchianus (Monterrey platyfish), 3182 nucleotides. It is a transcript of the gene cyp17a1, whose product is annotated as cytochrome P450, family 17, subfamily A, polypeptide 1. The transcript has 8 exons. The coding region runs from base 91 to 1635 and encodes 514 amino acids. Lineage: Eukaryota; Metazoa; Chordata; Actinopteri; Cyprinodontiformes; Poeciliidae. Gene Ontology annotation, biological process: hormone biosynthetic process; progesterone metabolic process. Gene Ontology annotation, molecular function: heme binding; iron ion binding; steroid 17-alpha-monooxygenase activity. The record is from RefSeq and is a predicted model, not a curated record.
UGAGCUCGAAGCCUUCCUUCACAGCUUCUCCUUGCCAUGCAUGGCCACAGGUGAAUCCGAUCACUCCGUCAGGACCCUCCACUCACAGAUAUGGCUUGCUUUUUUCUGAUUGUCUUUGCGAUCCUUGUUCUGGUUGUGUUGACGUGGCAGCUGAAGGUCAAGUCCUCGUUUGGCUCCCAGGAGCCCCCUCAUCUCCCCGCGCUGCCUUUAAUCGGCAGUCUGCUGAGUUUGCGAAGCCAACAUCCUCCUCACGUGCUUCUUAAAGAGCUCCAGAAAAAGUACGGACAGACGUACUCGCUGAUGAUGGGCUCUCACAGGGUAGUCAUCGUCAACCAGCAUGUGCACGCCAAAGAGAUCCUUCUGAAGAAGGGAAAGAUAUUUGCAGGGAGGCCCAGAACUGUAACUACAGACAUUCUGACCAGAGAUGGAAAAGACAUUGCAUUUGGAGAUUACAGUCCGGCCUGGAGGUUCCACAGAAAAAUCGUGCACGGAGCUCUUUGCAUGUUUGGAGAAGGCUCUGCCACCAUUGAGAGGAUGAUCUGUGCAGAGGCCCAGUCGCUGUGUUCCACUGUGUCCGAGGCAGCGACUUUGGGCCUGGCUCUGGAUCUGGCCCCUGAGCUGACUCGGGCCGUUACAAACGUGGUCUGUUCCCUCUGCUUCAACUCAUCCUACGCCCGUGGAGACCCAGAGUUCGAAGGCAUGCUGCACUACAGCCAGGGCAUCGUGGACACAGUGGCGAAGGACAGCUUAGUUGACAUCUUCCCCUGGCUACAGAUUUUCCCCAAUGCAGACCUGCGUCUUCUGAAGCACUGUGUUUCGGUCAGAGACAAACUUCUGCAGAAGAAGUAUGACGAGCAUAAGGCAGACUACAGCGACAACGUCCAGAGAGACCUGCUGGAUGCCCUGCUGAGAGCCAAACGCAGCGCCGAGAACAACAACACGGCGGACGUUGACGCGGCGACUGCAGGCCUCAGUGACGACCACCUCCUCAUGACUGUGGGGGACAUCUUUGGGGCCGGUGUUGAAACCACCACCACUGUGCUGAAGUGGGCAGUAACAUACCUCAUCCAUCAUCCAGACGUACAGAGGCGAAUCCAGGAUGAACUGGACACUAAGAUAGGAGCAGAUCGCUCUCCCCGCCUCAGAGACAGAGGCAGUCUGCCCUACCUGGAGGCCACCAUUAGAGAGGUGCUACGGAUUCGCCCAGUUGCUCCCUUAUUCAUCCCUCAUGUGGCACUAAGUGACACCAGUAUUGGAGAUUUCAAAGUUAAGAAAGGAACUCGAGUGAUCAUCAACCUGUGGUCUCUGCAUCACGAUGAGAAGGAGUGGAGCCAUCCUGAGCACUUCGACCCCGGGCGCUUUUUGGACAGUGAAGGCACAGGGCUGACCAUCCCGUCUUCUAGCUACCUGCCUUUCGGCACCGGGAUCAGGGUGUGCUUGGGCGAGGCCCUCGCCAAGAUGGAGCUCUUCCUCUUCCUGUCCUGGAUCCUACAGCGCUUCACCCUUUCCGUCCCACCAGGCCACCCCCUGCCUAGCCUCGAGGGCAAGUUCGGCGUGGUCCUCCAGCCAGUCAAGUACAAAGUGAAAGCUACACCCAGACCAGGCUGGGAGAGAGCAAAGAGCCAGAUGUGCUGAGAGCUGAGCCAUGCUCUACUUUCCGCUUCCAACACAGAGAACAGAGUUAAGAACUGGCCAGCAAACAGAACAGGCAGCCAAGGCUUUACACAGAUAACACUUUCCAAUAUAUAAAAUCCAUGAAUGUAUUUUUGCAGAAUAAACCACAUAAAAAUAUGCCUGCAAUCUGACAUGCAGGAACUGAACACAUUUUCUAAUCUUCACUGAACAAAUCUGAGGUGAGACGCAUUUUCACUCCGAAACACUAAUACAGACUGUUGUUACGUUACUUUAAAGUACAACUGUUACCUUAAUCUAUAUACUAAAGAAACGUUUUGUAUAUUGCAGCAGUACACUUGCUGCUUUACUUCACUUUUUUAUGCCUCGAACAUUUAAUGGAAACAUUAAAGUCAUAUUACUGAUAAAAAUCCGUUUCGAUUGUAAAGUUUGUUCACAGUGAAGGUGCUCGAUCUGAACCGAUCUGAUACAGAGCAAAGAAGAGAGGCUCUGCCGGCGCUGCACUUUAGGUUGAAAAAAAGUAGAACAGAACAGAAGGUGAGUCUUUAUUUGAAGGGCUGUGCAUAAUACUGACAUGGCACUGUCAUAAACAUGACAUAACAUCUGUCUUAAACAUGAAGGAGUCUUUAUGAAUGUUUAUGACUGUUGUGAUGAAGCGUCAUUUGAUAAAUAAUGACACUUUUAAUGCAAAGUUGACACUUUUAAUAGACUUCUAAUGCAAGUUUUAAUGGAAUCUUGCAUUAAAGGUGCAUUUAUUUACCGAAUAAUGCAAAACUGACACAUUUAGUGGACUUUUAAUGCAACUUUUAGUGCAGCUUUGUAUUAAAAGUGAAACUAUUUAUAAAAUGACACUUCAUGAAGACAAUAAUGAAGGCUCCUUCAUGUCCAUGACAGGAAGUUAUGUCAUGUUUGUGACAGUGUCAUGUCAAAUAACACCCCGUCAAAUAAAGUCUUACCAGAUAGAAUAGAUUCAGGUGAGAGUUCUCUUCACUCUGGAUCCAUUCUGAAUAACACUGAACCCUACCACAGCCAGGAUCAAACUGGUCACAGAUUGUGAUGGCCAUCAUAGUCAUAAAACUCUACAGCCCUAAAUAAUGUCAGAGUUCAAUACAACUGUUUUUCAGAUGUCCACCAUGUCUUAGCUACAAUCUGGACGUUCGUUUUAGUGAACGAUGCUUAAAAUCACCGGGGACAAACAUGUCAGGACACCGUAUUUGUCGGAGUCUUUUACCAUAGUGUUAAAUACUGGUAGAUACAAAUGUAAUUAUAAGCAAUAUAAAAUGUAUAUAAAAACAUUGAGGGAUGAACUCCGUCCACCUGCUGCCACCGUUGUCACCAUAAGCAUCUUGUGGUGUUUUCGACAGAUCAUGCUCAGUUGUGGAGAUUUCCUGUGCAGUCUUAAAAAGUUGAUACAGGUAAAAAACAAAAAAAAAAAGUCUGCAUAAUGCUCUUUACUAUUUUAAUUUGGUGUUUACAGGGAAUCCCUAUGUACAUGUCAAAUUGAGGACAUUUUGCCCCCCGCCCCAAAAAAACAACCAGAAAAAUUAAAA